This is a messenger RNA of Clarias gariepinus (North African catfish), 4508 nucleotides long. It is a transcript of the gene ulk1b, whose product is annotated as unc-51 like autophagy activating kinase 1. Gene Ontology annotation, biological process: peptidyl-serine phosphorylation; positive regulation of autophagy; protein autophosphorylation. The record is from RefSeq and is a predicted model, not a curated record. Gene Ontology annotation, cellular component: autophagosome; cytoplasm. Bases 537 to 3521 code for a protein of 994 amino acids. Lineage: Eukaryota; Metazoa; Chordata; Actinopteri; Siluriformes; Clariidae. The transcript is spliced from 27 exons. Gene Ontology annotation, molecular function: protein serine/threonine kinase activity; ATP binding.
UUGGAAGUCUUUGUUGCUACGAACUGAUGAACCUGUUUCGUGCUUCAUUAUUUUAAAGCAAUCCAAUAAUAAUACUUCUUAAUUAAUUAAUUCAUCAUGCGUUAAAGAAAAUAGCUUACGAUGCCGACGCAACAAAAACGAAUGUUUGCACCGGAUCUGUGAAAAACAAAACGCGCUGAUGUAAUCUAAGCUUUCGGUGUCGGACAUGUACACAAACAAAACCGAGGCUGGGGUUUAAGGUGGUGCUGUCAGGCAGGUCGGAGUGCGCAACAAAAACAAUCGCAACAUGACCGGCCUCGGGAGGUAAACAGAAGUCCUGAAGGAGUGCGUCUUCAUCGGAACGGUUAAUCGGUUACCAUGAAAGAGGAAAGGAGCAUUUCUUUGCGAAGGCAGCACAUGGAAUACGACAUCGGGCUUCACCUUUCCAGCUGCCUUGACGACGCGGAGAAGGGGACGGAAAGAGGAGGAAUCGGGAGCGAUCCCGAAUAAUAAUAGUAAUAAUAAUAAUAAUCGGUGCGAGUAAAAUUUGCAGCGAUAUGGAGACAGUCGGGAAGUUUGAGUUCAGCAGGAAGGACCUCAUAGGCCAUGGGGCAUUCGCAGUGGUGUUUAAAGGCAGGCAUCGAGAGAAGCAUGACUGGGAGGUUGCUGUGAAAUGCAUCAAUAAAAAGAAUCUAGCGAAAUCACAAACUCUACUGGGAAAAGAGAUCAAAAUAUUAAAGGAGCUGAAGCAUGAAAACAUCGUCGCAUUACAUGACUUUCAGGAGACGGCGAGCUCUGUGUAUUUGGUGAUGGAGUACUGUAAUGGAGGAGACCUGGCUGACUACCUGCAUUCCAAGGGCACGCUGAGCGAGGACACCAUCCGUGUGUUCUUACAGCAGAUAGCAGGCGCCAUGAGAGUCCUGCAGGCCAAAGGCAUCAUCCACAGAGACCUGAAACCACAGAACAUCCUGCUGUCUCAUCCAGCUGGCCGCAAGUCCCACAGCAACACCACCUGCAUCAAAAUAGCUGACUUUGGUUUUGCACGGCACCUUCAAAACAACAUGAUGGCCGCCACCCUCUGCGGCUCCCCCAUGUACAUGGCUCCAGAGGUCAUCAUGUCUCAGAACUAUGACGCCAAGGCUGACCUGUGGAGCAUAGGAACCAUAGUGUUUCAGUGCCUGACUGGGAAAGCCCCAUUUCAAGCCAGCAGUCCUCAGGACCUCCGCUUGUUUUAUGAGAAGAAUAAGACUCUUAGUCCAAACAUUCCCAGAGAAACGUCCGGCCACCUGAGGCACUUGCUUCUGGGCCUGCUACAGAGGAACCAUAAGGACCGUAUGGACUUUGAUGAGUUCUUCAAGCACCCUUUCCUCGAGGCAAGCUCCACCAUGAAGAAGUCUGCACCGGUGACCCUGACUUGCUUUCCAAGCUCAGGUUCAGCAAGUUCAUGUAGCAGCUCAUCCACCUCACACCUCGCUUCUCCUCCUCAGUCCCUUGGUGAGAUCCAGCAGAAUCGAGCCAAAACGUUGGCCUCCCCUACCCAGGAUUCUCCUGGCUUCUUGCUGAAGGAUUCAGCCGGUGGUGGAGGAAGCAGUAAGAACUCCUCCUGUGACACAGACGACUUUGUCAUGGUUCCGGCUCAUUUCCCCAGUGAACUCACAUGUGAAAUGCCCUCAGGGAAGGUGCUCCAGGACAGUCUUGUGUAUAGUGGGAGUUCUCUUCUUGCGUCUGGAAGCCAGGGCAAUCAGGCCAAGUCUCUUCCUCGCUCACCCUCUUACAGCAGCUCUGCAGCACCGGCAAGCAGGCCUCCCGAACAGUCUUUGAGUAACUGUAGUAACUAUGGACAGUCCAUGCCUAUUCCAGUGCCCACGCAGAUUCACAACUAUCAGCGCAUGGAGCAGAACCUGCACUCUCCUAGCCAGGACAGCUCCCCACGGUGCACUCCAAUGCGGCGGUGCAGCAGUGGAAGUCCCCUUGGUUGUGGGAGGACAGGACGGUCUCCACCUCAUCACUCAGCCAUCACCACACGCAGAUUGUCUAUAGGAGGCAUCAAACCCCUCCAACCCCCUCCACAGGGUCUCCAGCUCCCUGAUGCCAAGUCCAGACCCAGGCAGCACGGGCUGGGCUCACGUCUCCACAGCGCCCCCUGCCUGCUGGAGGCCGCUGGCGGUUGCAGGCAGACAAUCAGGAAACAGCACUCUGACCCUGUCGUGGCCCAGACGGGCGCGAUGACCCUGAGACACCUUCAUUCCUCUCCCCGACUCAGUGAACUGAUGCAGCGAAGUCCUUUACCCACCAUCCUGGGAUCACCGUCGAGAGCAAUGUCCCCAUUUGAGUUCCCAAAGCCGCCCAGCUCACCAAACAUGGUGACCUUCCUGACUCAGCAGGGUUUAGUUUUCCCCUCGUCUGCUCCCCGGCAAUGCCAGGAAGAUUCGGGCACGCCUGGCGCUUUCCAGCCUGAGGAAGCCAAGAUUUUUGGAAGGUCGCAGAGCUCUGGCCGCCUGUCUGACAUGCUGCUAAUGGCGGCGUUCGGGACGCAGCUGGGAGACCGAGGCAGCACGGAGAACCUCAGCGCUGACAGCACAGUGCCUCCUGCUGGUGGGACCAUGGUGGUGGGCUCAGGCAGUCCAGCGCGAGCGGUGUUUACUGUGGGCUCCCCACCUAGCGGAGGAACCCCACCCCACACCUGUCGUUCGAGAAAAUUCUCCGCAUGCUCCUCAAGCUCGAUCAGUCCCGUAGGGUCCCUCACCAGCCGCUACCCUCAGACACCCAUGUGUUUGGAUGGUUUCGAGUGCUCGUCCAGUCCCCGCUACAGUCUCUCUGACCCCAUCUCAUCCAAUUUGGAUGGAGCUGUGAUGUUUGAGGCCCCUGAGCUCCCAGAAGAAACACUAAUGGAGCAGGAGCACACAGAGAUUCUUCAGAGGCUUCGGUUCACGCUGGAAUUUGCACACUGUAUGGUGGAGGUGGCAGUGUCGAGAGGUGGAGAAUUCGGGCAAGCCGAACAGCCCUCACCCUGCCUACAACAGCAGGAAAGCGGUGUGGCCGACCAGAUCAGCUCUCUGAGCCGCGAGUGGAGUCACGCUGAGCAGUUGGUGCUGUAUAUGAAGACUGCAGAGCUUCUGUCCACAGCGCUGCACACGGCCAUGGAGGGCAUCAAACAGGGUAAACUGUACCCCUCCACCACAGUCAAACAAGUGGUAAGGAGGCUGAAUGAUCUGUACAAGACGAGCGUGACGUCCUGUCGUUCCUUGAGUGCGCAUCUGGAGCGGUUCUUUUCCCGAAAGCACCGGCUGAUGGACCACAUCAACACCAUCACUGCGGAAAGGCUUAUCUUUAGCCACACUGUGCAGAUGGUGCAAGCUGCAGCUCUGGAUGAGAUGUUCCACCAGGGUGAGGCUUCAAUACACCGCUACCAUAAAGCCUUGCUCUUAAUGGAGGGUCUGUCACUGCUCCUGACCGAGCAGUCCGACAUCCUCAGCGUCAGCAAGUGUAAACAGUGCAUUGAGCGUCGUCUUAACGCGCUGCAGUCAGGCCUGUGUGUAUAGAGAUUGAACCAAGUCUUUUACGUUCCUUCCCUACGUUUCCUAAAAAAGGCUUUACUGCUUCUCGUUCUUCUCGUCUACAAAAACGAAGACGGAGAGGAUCCAGUUUGCGGUCGCGGAUACAACAGUAUCUGCCUUGCUGCCUAUCUGAAUCACGAAUCAGAAAUCAAAUGAGCUGCAGGCAAUCACAACAGAUCCAUGUUUAUUCCAUGACAUUUAUUCCUGUUUUUUGUUGUUGAUUUUUUUACUUGUAAGCUGCACUGUGCAAACAUCUUUUUUGUUUUGCAUAGACAUAACACUAUGUCUGGAUGUGAUUUUCUUUAGUACUGGGAUUGUGCAAUCACAGGUAAUAGAUAUUUCUCAGCAGUGGGGUUUACUCAUACUCUCUUAUCAAAAUGUAUUAAGCUGUAUCUUUCAGGGGCAUCACUCGGGUGGUGCAUCUUUUUAGUUUGCAUCUGCACGUAUUGUAUUUUUAAAACUUUAAUCUAUGUAUGAAUUUAUUUUGCUUGAAAGUACAAUAUGUGAAAAGGCGAAACGUAUAUAAAAUGAGGAUCUCAUCGAGGUUACGGUGUAAAAACGCACCGCGCCACCCCAAGAAAGACGCAGUUUAGUACUACAACCAAGUAGGAGUAAGUUGGAUGUUGUAUUUCAGGUCAGGUAUGUCCUCAGCCAAAUUUGAAGGCGAAUUUCAAGUUCAUAUCCAAAUGUCAUUUAUGGAGGACGAAGUAGGAACCUCCAAAUUGACUGUGUCACUUUAUUUAAAUUCCCCAUUUGGCUUCGAUUUUUGAAGAAUAUUUUUUCACUGAAUGAAUGUGACGAACCAAAAAAAAAAAAAAAAAAAUGACACGAAUCAUGAGUUAUGCCAAGAAGAUAAAUAAAUAAGUAAAGAAAGCUUAAAAUUGCAAUCCGGAUAGAACGUAACCUAUCACUUCGAGGGGCGUUCAGGUCAAACCGGGACUUUUGAUUGUACAGAAUAAGCGCAAACAGUUA